This is a messenger RNA of Eubalaena glacialis (North Atlantic right whale), 1846 nucleotides long. It is a transcript of the gene PGRMC2, whose product is annotated as progesterone receptor membrane component 2. Gene Ontology annotation, cellular component: membrane; endomembrane system. The record is from RefSeq and is a predicted model, not a curated record. Lineage: Eukaryota; Metazoa; Chordata; Mammalia; Artiodactyla; Balaenidae. The transcript is spliced from 3 exons. Bases 23 to 694 code for a protein of 223 amino acids.
AGGAAGGCGCUGGCGGGCAGUGAUGGCGGCGGGUGAUGGGGACGUGAAUUUAGGCACCCUGGGGAGUGGCAGCGAGAGCAGCAGCGACGGUAGCAGCGAGAGCCCGAGCGGCGCGGGAGCGGCAGCAGAAGGGGGCGGCUGGUUGGCAGCUGCGCUGGCUCUUCUGACGGGGGGCGGGGAGAUGCUGCUGAACGUGGCGCUGGUGGCGCUGGUGCUGCUGGGGGCCUACCGGCUGUGGGUGCGCUGGGGGCGGCGGGGUCUGGGUGCCGGGGCCGGGGCGGGCGAGGAGAGCCCCGCUGCCUCUCUGCCUCGUAUGAAGAAGCGGGACUUCAGCUUGGAGCAGCUGCGCCAGUACGACGGGUCACGCACCCCGCGCAUCCUGCUUGCGGUCAAUGGGAAAGUCUUCGACGUGACCAAAGGCAGCAAGUUCUACGGCCCGGCGGGUCCAUAUGGAAUAUUUGCUGGUAGGGAUGCCUCCAGAGGACUGGCGACAUUUUGCCUAGAUAAAGAUGCACUUAAAGAUGAAUAUGAUGAUCUCUCAGAUUUGAAUGCCGUACAAAUGGAGAGUGUUCGAGAAUGGGAAAUGCAGUUUAAAGAAAAAUAUGAUUAUGUAGGCAGACUCCUAAAACCAGGGGAAGAACCAUCAGAAUAUACAGAUGAAGAAGAUACCAAGGAUCACAGUAAACAGGAUUGAACUUUGUAAACAACCAAAGUCAGGGGCCUUCAGAACUGCAAUUCUUAAUCCCUUUCACAGAGUGUCCAGCGUCUUUGGGUUUGGUUCACCUGCUGCAAAAAAACAUUCAACAGAUUGUUUGUACAAGCUAAAUGAGUCUCACUAUGAAGAUUUGAAUACUAGACAUUAUGCUGCCAGACUCAUUUGUUGCAGUUGUUUGUAAUGUCUGGUGGGGCUUCUUCAUCCUGAAAAGAAGGAGACAGGGAUUUUUUUAAAGAGCAAGAAAGUCACAAGAUUACUUUUCCUUUUCUCUCUUUUUUUUUUUUUUUUUUUUAAAAUCAAAGACAACCUGAUAUGUAUUUGCUACUUAAGUGUACAGAUCUCCUCAAAAAAACAGCAAGGAAUUCCUACUUCAUGCGCUGGGUCUGUUUUAGCAAUGAGGGAGGGAGGAGACCUGGGCAGGAGGGGGGGGCGGUGCCCAUCAGUCUGAGUAGUUAAGGCUACUGAAACACUAAGAUGUGAAUCCCCGAGCUUUUCUUUUUGGGUUUUGUCAGAGAAAAGAAAAAAACCUUUAUUUCUAAGAAAUUUUUGGAAAUUAGAAAAAGGGAUUUCAGGUGGAUUUAAGUCAAAGCUAAUUCCCCAACAGUAAGAUCAUUUGAAACUGGUUUUUAUCCCUUUCCUUCCCCUAGAUCAAAUCAAUAUUAAUUGUGCCUUAUUUCACUUACAUAGACUUGAAUUAUUUUUAGGGAAAGCCCCUAUGUGAAUUCAGAAGUCACUACAAGCAGCAUUGAGACUGAAGUUGGAAUAUUCUGUUGACCGCAAAACCUUGAUGUCAUUCUGUGUAUAUAGAAUGUAAAAGGAAUAUUCAGUGUUACUGCCAUAUAUGUUAAUAUACACAAACUUAAUUAGCAUUGUCAUGGCCAAAUGCAUUCCCCCAUGCUUUUCUCUUUUCAAAAAAAAAAAUUGAAAAACAAAUCAACAACUCUAUCCCGUAACAGCCGCCUAAUUUUAGGAGUCUUGACUCUCACAUCUCACUGGUGUGGGUGCAUGAGGCUGUAGUAUGGAUGUCGUAUGGGUGUGUCUGAGUGUGUGUGAGAGCGCCUUGGAAGGGAUCUGCAGAUACUGUAAAUACCCGUACCAUUUUAAUAAAGCAUGUACAAUAAACCAAAAUAA